CUCCUCAAAAACUUGGCUUCUAAUAAUUCUCCCCCAAACUAGGGUUUACAAAUCCGAGAUUGUAAAAAAAUGGAAGGCAGCAAAAGCGAAGCAGUGUUCGAUUCAAUGGAUCUAAACCCUCAGCUUUUCAUCAACGAAACCAUCAACUCCAUCGACUAUUACCUCGACUCAGCCUUCGACUUCUAUGCCCAUGAAGCAUCAAAAUUUAUCAAAAUCAAUGGAUCUGAUACAACAAAGUCCCAAGAUUUAUCAAACGGUAUUGAACGUGUUCGUGGGUUGAUUCAAUCUGUUAUGGACAAACGUAUGGAGUUGUGGGAAGGUUAUUGUGUUAAGUUCUGUUUUGCUGUUCCUGAUGGGUUUGUUUUGCCCAAAAGUGACGAGGAGGUUCCUGUUUACUCUGACCAGGGUAGACAAGAUGGGUUAUUAUAUGAGCAAGAGUUGGAUUCACAAUUGGAUUCUUUAAGGCUUAAGCUUAGUUUGGUAGGAAAGAGGUCUGAUGAACUCAACUCCGAGCUCCAGGCUUUGGAAAGGAUUUCGGUGUCGAGGGAACGGUCUGUGAGGCUUGUUAAUGAGGCUUUGGAGAUUUAUGAUGAGUCUUCUGUUGAUGAAAUGUUCAAAGAGAUGGCGAAAGUUGCAUCUGAACUUCGUGCAGGGGUUGAUAGACUGAAAACAAAAAGAAUGAAAGCCAGUGAAAGCGCUAAAGUGGAGAGACUAAAGAACCAUGGCAAAGAGUUUUCGGCAAUGACUUUUGAUGGAAAGCUUGAAGACCUCGAAAAGUUUCAGGCCGAGUUAAGGAAGAUGUAAAAAAACCUUUGCAGGAAAACAAAUUAUGGUUUGUCAAAGAUAAUGGCUCUUAACUUGAAUCUUUUUGUAAAUGACUAACUUGGCAUCUGCUCUUUAAAGACUACGUUGCUUUUAGGCUUACCAAAGUACCAAA
Capsella rubella is the source of this 937-nucleotide messenger RNA. Its product is annotated as protein MIS12 homolog. Gene Ontology annotation, cellular component: chromosome, centromeric region; nucleus. Bases 70 to 804 code for a protein of 244 amino acids. The record is from RefSeq and is a predicted model, not a curated record. The transcript is spliced from 7 exons. Gene Ontology annotation, biological process: mitotic sister chromatid segregation; mitotic cell cycle; protein localization to kinetochore. Lineage: Eukaryota; Viridiplantae; Streptophyta; Magnoliopsida; Brassicales; Brassicaceae.